Olea europaea var. sylvestris is the source of this 468-nucleotide messenger RNA. RefSeq lists its product as uncharacterized. Lineage: Eukaryota; Viridiplantae; Streptophyta; Magnoliopsida; Lamiales; Oleaceae. The coding region runs from base 1 to 468 and encodes 155 amino acids. The transcript has a single exon. The record is from RefSeq and is a predicted model, not a curated record.
AUGAUGAACAACUCACGCCGUCAAUUUUUUCCGUCAAAUAAGCGAAAAGGGAGAGAUGAUGCUCCUAACGUCCUGAAGAAACCGUCAACAGUGACGACUAAAACAUUGGCCAAGCCGAGCCUUCACAGACCAGCAGCAACAAAGCCGUUAGAUCAGCCGGCUUCCAGCAAUACUAAUACCCUUCUGGCUGGGUAUCUAGCCAACGAGUUUUUAACAAAGGGUACCUUAUUUGGUCAGCCUUGGGAUCCAGCUCGAGCCGAAGUGGUUCCUCUGUCAGCCGCGACAUUUAAUCAGAAGCAGUCUUCGAGUCAGAAAAUGGGAAGUGAGCCGCAAAGAAAAGCCGAGAACGAGGCUGAGAGUUAUCAGAGAUAUAUGGAAGUAUCCCAUUUGUUGAAGUCAGAUAGGGCCCAUAUACCAGGUGUAUUCAACCCGACCCAACUCGUACGGUUCUUACAAAAUGGUCAAUGA